CCCGCCGCCUGCGCAGCUGCCGCCGCCUCUCGCCGCCCGGCCCGGCCCUCGCCCGCCGCCCGGCCCGCCCGCCGGCAUGGAGUCCCAGUGCGACUACUUCAUGUAUUUCCCGGCGGUGCCCUUCCCGGCCCGCGAGGUGCUCCUGGGGGAGCCGGGCCGAUACCGGGCCUUGCCUCGCAGGAACCACCUCUACCUGGGCGAGACGGUCCGCUUCCUGCUGGUGCUGCGAUGCCGCUCGGGGGUCGGCGGCGCUCCCCGGCCGCCCUGGGGGGAACUGGCCGGCUCGCUCUCGGCCCUGGCCAGCGUCAGCCCGGCUGGCGGCGGCGGCGGCGCUGGAGACGAGGCCCUCCUGGGGGAGGCGGCGGCGGAGGAGGGCGCGGCCGGAGCCGGAGAGGCGGCCGCCGAUGGCAGCGUCUUCCGGGAGUGCCGGGCGCUCCUGACCCACGGCCACGGCGCCCCGGGAACGACGGCACAGGCCGUGACCCCCGAGGAGCCCAUCGUCUCCAUCGACGAAGUCAUCUUUCCGCUGACCAUCUCUCUGGACAGGCUGCCGCCCAGCACCCUCAAGGCCAAAAUAGUGGCCACCGUCUGGAGGCGCGACCAGGAGAGAGGCGAGGUCCGGGAACGCGGCUACCUCAGCAUCCUGCAGGAUCGGGCCCCUUCCCAGAUCUUCCGAGAAGAGCAGGGCGCCUUCAAGGCGCAAGUGAGCACCAUGCUGACUGUGCUGCCUCCCCCGGAGCUGAAGUGCCAGCAACUCAACGUGUCUGGGAAGCACUUGACGGUUCUCAAAGUUCUGAAUGCUGCCUCCCAGGACGAGCUCUCAGUGUGGGACGUGCGGAUCCUGCCCAACCUGAAUGCCAGUUACCUUCCCAUGAUGCCCGACGGCUCCGUCUUGCUAGUGGAUGAUAUCUGCCACCAAUCUGGCGAAGUCUCCAUGGCCUCCUUUUGCCAGGUGCCCUCCACCACUUCUGCCUGGCCCUGCUCCCUCCGCGCACUGGAGGAGCAAAAUUUCCUUUUCCAACUGCAGGCGCCAGAGCAGCCCCCCGACAGCAUCAAAGAGGGCCUGGAGGUCCCCCUCAUUGCGGUGCUGCAGUGGUCGACCCCCAAACUCCCGUUCACAAGCAGCAUCUACACGCACUACAGGCUGCCCAGCAUCCGCCUUGCCCGUCCCAGGUUUGUGAUGACUGCAGAAUGCGAGUCGCCAGUUGCCUUGCAUCGGCGCUUCGUAGUUACGUACACACUCAUCAACAACUUGCAGGACUUUCUGGCAGUGCGCCUGGUGUGGACGCCAGAAAGUGCUGCCGCAGGGAAGAAGCAGAAUAUCUGCGACGAAUGUCGUGCCACACCAGACCCUCAAGACUCUAUUGUGUGCCACACCCCUCUCAAUAACCUGGGAUUCUCCCGCAAGGGCAGCGCCCGCACCUUCUGCGUCACGUUUCAGGCUCUGCGUGCUGGCUUGUUUGAGUUGUCCCAACACAUGAAGCUGAAGCUCCAGUUCACAGCCAGCGUGUCCAACCCCCCUCCGGAGGCCCGGCCGGUCUCCCGCAAGAGCAGCCCUGGGAGCCCAGCAGUGCGGGAGCUGGUGGGGCGUCAUCAGGCCAGCCUCGGGCGCUCCCAGAGCUUCUCCCACCAGCAGCCGGCACGGGGACACCUCCUGAGGUCAGGAAGCGUCAUGGAGCGACGGGCCAUAACUCCCCCUGUAGGCUCCCCGGUGGGCCGCCCUCUUUAUUUACCCCCCGACAAGGCUGCUCUUUCCCUUGACAAAAUUGCCAAACGAGAGUGCAAGGUGCUGGUGUUAGCGCCUGUCACAUGACAGAGGAGGGGUCCCCAGAAAGGCCUUCAGCCUCCCCUCAGAACCAAUGCGCACAGUAUGCGCCAGUCUCGCAUCUGCUCCAGACAC
Molecule: messenger RNA, 1900 nt
Organism: Thamnophis elegans (Western terrestrial garter snake)
Lineage: Eukaryota; Metazoa; Chordata; Lepidosauria; Squamata; Natricidae
Gene: TRAPPC14
Product: microtubule associated protein 11
Exons: 11
Coding region: 77-1813 (578 amino acids)
Biological process (GO): cilium assembly
Cellular component (GO): TRAPPII protein complex
Molecular function (GO): alpha-tubulin binding
Source: RefSeq, a predicted model, not a curated record